AUAUUCAAUGUUUCAGGAGAGGCAGCAGUAGGUUCAUGGACCGGGUCAUCAGCGGAGAGUGGGAAGUGGCAGUCACUGGCGCAGGUUGGAGCCACGAUGAACAACCCACUUAGGUUCAAGUUUCCUCGAGCACCGCACCUGCGGGUGGCUGCAGAGUCAUGGCCGCCGCAUGUGGAGGUAUUGCUGAAGGAUGUUAGUGGACCAGGGGUGCUGCAGGAGACCUUCCUGACUGUAAUACACGGACCCAUGGCCGACUUCCUCAGCGCCCUCGCUGCCUCUCUCAACUUUACGUACACGAUAGUACAAGGCGACGGCUACUGGGGAGCACCUAGUGACAAUGGUACCUGGAACGGCAUGAUAGGCAUGUUGCUAGAACAGAGGGCGGAUUUGGGCUUAGGACCGUCCGUUCUGAUUUACCAGCAAAGCCAAGUAGUUGAUUUCACCUUCCCUAUCUUCAGUGAAGUGCUUCACAUUCUGGUCACCAGACCAGGACCACUGUCUGACCCCUGGGGCUUCUUGGAUCCCUUCACAUGGCAGGUGUGGGUGUGUGUGGGGGUAAGCAUGGUGAUGGUGGCAGUAGUAGAGACAGGUAUGGAGGGGAUGCUUCCCAACCAGACACCAUCCUUCACCACUCAUCUCUGGACUGCUUACGAGAUGCUUAUCUCCAGCAGUGCCAAGCCGGUGGCACAAAGUGUAGCACUGCGUGUCACUGUGUGUCUGUGGUUGAUGGCAGUCCUAGUCCUCACCCGCAGUUACAGCGGUGGUCUGACGUCACUGCUGGCGGUGAAGACUGUGCCACUGAAGUACGACUCCCUUAAUGACGUCCUGGAUGAUCCACAAAUCACUCUCCUAAUGGAGGGCUCCACAGCACUCACAGGCUACCUUCAGAGUGCCGAAGGAGGUGUGUAUGGAGAGCUGGGCAGAGCAGUGCGGGUGCGUGGAGUGCAAGUGAAGGCUAGCCAGCUGCAGGAGCUGGCCUACACUCUCCUGGCUGACGGUAGACACGCCAUCUUCCUUGAAGAGUCCGGCUGCGACAAGGUCUACUCUGAUGGCUUUACCAGAACAGGUCGUUGUGACUUCUACAUGUCCCGUGGUGUGUUCUGGCCACUGUUGUACGCCUUGGUGGUUCCCCGAGCCAGCCCUCUCCGAGCUCUUAUCAAUGCAAGGAUUAUUGCAUUACGAGAAUUUGGCGUGUACGAGGUGUGGGCACGCAGCCAGACACCCAACAUGACUCAUUGCCUAAGGAUGCCCACUAAAAUUAAGUUCCAAGAAGCGUAUACCAUAUUUCAUCUCUGGGUGGUCUUCAUAGUACUAGCUGGAGGCAUGGUCCUUGCCUUCCUGGUGUUCCUCUGUGAGCUUGCCCUCGCCCGCCUUACAUAUCUCACUUCCUGAAGGAUUCCUUGACACAUGGCCAUGCUAUGCCUUUGUCCACUGGUAACUAGUCUCCUUACAUGUAUGCAGCAAAUAAAACACUGUGCAGCUUUUUUGUCUUGCAACCUGUUGAAUAGUUACCUUGGGUUUUUAAGUGUAUUUAUUACUCCUAUAUGUGAAAUGUAUGUUUCAGGAAGUUUAUUAUUAUUAUAAUCAAAGGUGCUAAACCUACUAUAGAGUCAUACAGCACUGCAGGAGAGGAAUUGAUGCAGGAUCUAAGGAUACAUAAGGGUGGAGAUUAGGAAGUUGAAAUAAAUACACCACCACAUGAUUGUCAUCUAUAAACCCUGAUACCUUCCAACAUUUUCUCAGGCUUUAAAAUGAGCUGAUGUAGGCAACAGCUUUUAGCUUGUAAAUAAAAUUAGGCACCCUUAACCUAACCUUGUAAAACCAUGUGUAAAAACGAGAGUCAUCCACAAAUCAAUCUCAAUAUCUUCCAGCAACACUAAGACACGAAGAGCCAGCCUCCAGCAUAUAUACUAAAUGCUUCUUCUCAGUGAUGAACCACACUUGUGCACCUAAAAGAAAGGUUAUGAAACACAAUUUUGGAGCAACUGUUUUAUUUGCUAAGGUGUUCAUAAAGUUACUGAAAAAGUAACACUCAAAACCUGUGUUACUUCUCCGGCAUAAAUAAGGUUGUGAAGAACAAUUUUUUUUUAAAACCCCAAAAAACUUGCACACACAUUUAAAUACCUCUCGGUGAUCAAUCAAUAUGAAGGAAAAAACAUACAUAUUCUAUAUAGAUGAUGGAAUGCUGCACUCAGCAGCUCACAAUGUACUUAAUAGCUGUUCCCCCAUAUUUUAAGGUAUUAAGUGUUCACACGUUUAAAAUUCUCCUAAGACACUAGUCAUGCAGGAUCAUUACUGUAGUAACUUUUUUAUAGGACUUUUAUUUCUAUGAACAUUAAAAGCUGGUUUAAAUUUCUUCCUGAAUUAAUGUAUGUAGAAAUGAACAAUGAAAAGUGGAAUUGAUGGUGCACUUAAUUCUAACAGCUUAGAGGUAUAUAUCAAAGUGUCAGUUUAAAUUAUGGAACCUACAGUUAUAUGCAUAUACAUACAACACUUCUUAACAGCUAUUUCCUAAUCUUCAUAAAUAUUUCAGCCAAUGGAAUGAACAUGAAGAUAUAUACAUUAAAUAAUCAUUCACAGGUCAUCAAUCUUUGAAAGUUAUUUAAAAUUGACUGACUAGACAUCUCUAUGAGUUAAAAUGGCAAGAUAUAUGAUAUGCUUAACCUGCUUGUUAUUCCUAUUGCUGCAGUUAAAUUGGUUGAUUGGGCGGCAUGCUAAGACAGUAUAUAGAAACAGCCAGACGAGCAACAUAUUAAGAAAUCUGUCAUCUUAAUAUCCCACACAAAACUGUGUUGCUCUUAAGGUUUUUAAUUAAUAUUUUACAACUUCAGUCUAUCUCAUAUAAACUCAAAAGCAUUAAAUAUUCAUAUAGAUACCAGCAGUAACUUAAAUGGUGAUAAAGUGCAGAGAAGGAUCUAUUUUCUACAUGUGCAACAAAACUUCACAGGUGGUGCUGGGUGCUUAGUUUGUGUACUGUACCUUUGUCAAAAAUCACUGUCAGUAGCCAGUCAGAAGUGUUGGUAAAAUGAGAAAAGUAUACAAAGCAGUACUCAAAAUUUUACUGCACAAAAUCUAAACAAAUUUGACUUGUUCUGUGCUUCAACAGUAAGUGCAAUGUUAGAGUAUACUUUCUUUCACCAAAUAGGAAUUUUAUUUUUAUUCACUCGUGUGUGCAUGCGUGUGUGUUAGUUUCCAGCUGUCAGAGGCAUUUGUCGAUAGACAUUUGGCCUGUUGUGUGCACGUGCAUGUCUCUUCUGUAUGUAUAUGCGUUGUGUAUGCAGAUGUAUAUACAGUGGUACCUUG
This is a messenger RNA of Cherax quadricarinatus, 3303 nucleotides long. Its product is annotated as glutamate receptor-like. Gene Ontology annotation, cellular component: membrane. Lineage: Eukaryota; Metazoa; Arthropoda; Malacostraca; Decapoda; Parastacidae. The record is from RefSeq and is a predicted model, not a curated record. Gene Ontology annotation, molecular function: ligand-gated monoatomic ion channel activity.